This is a messenger RNA of Hyla sarda, 1452 nucleotides long. RefSeq names its product voltage dependent anion channel 2 (gene VDAC2). The record is from RefSeq and is a predicted model, not a curated record. Gene Ontology annotation, cellular component: mitochondrial outer membrane. The transcript is spliced from 9 exons. Gene Ontology annotation, biological process: monoatomic anion transmembrane transport. NCBI's taxonomy places the organism in Eukaryota, Metazoa, Chordata, Amphibia, Anura, Hylidae. Gene Ontology annotation, molecular function: voltage-gated monoatomic anion channel activity. The coding region runs from base 91 to 942 and encodes 283 amino acids.
GACAGGCUCUGUGUCUCCUUCACUUCGCCCUCCAGCCGCACGUUCCGGAUAGGACAGGCCGCUCUGCGCUAAGUACAGGUUAAAAAAAAAAUGGCUGUCCCACCAUCUUAUGCUGACCUUGGCAAAUCUUCUAGAGACAUCUUCAGCAAAGGAUACGGGUUUGGACUGGUAAAACUUGACGUAAAGACAAAGUCUACAAGCGGAGUGGAAUUUACAACAUCUGGGUUAUCAAACACAGAUUCUGGGAAAGUGAAUGGCAGCUUAGAGACCAAAUACAAAUGGGGAGAGUAUGGACUGACUUUUACAGAGAAAUGGAACACCGAUAAUACUUUGGGGACAGAAAUUACCAUUGAAGACCAGAUUGCUAAAGGCCUUAAGCUGACAUUUGACACAACAUUUUCACCAAACACAGGUAAGAAGAGUGGCAAGGUUAAAGCUGCCUACAAGCGCGAAUAUGUGAACCUUGGCUGUGAUGUGGACUUCGAUUUUGCUGGUCCUGCCAUCCAUGGGUCAGCUGUCGUGGGUUAUGAAGGCUGGCUUGCCGGUUAUCAGAUGACCUUUGAUAGUGCCAAAUCAAAGUUGACCAAGAAUAACUUUGCAGUCGGUUACAAGACAGGAGACUUCCAGCUCCAUACCAAUGUCAAUGAUGGAGCUGAAUUUGCUGGCUCUAUCUAUCAGAAGGUCAGUGAUAAAUUGGAGACAGGAGUUAACCUUGCUUGGACAUCUGGAAACAACAGUACCCGCUUUGGCAUUGGUGCUAAGUACCAGUUGGACUCUAAUGCAUCUAUCUCUGCAAAGGUGAACAAUUCCAGCCUUGUUGGAGUAGGCUACACCCAGACUCUCAGGCCAGGGGUGAAACUGACUCUAUCUGCAUUGGUAGACGGAAAGAACAUAAAUGCUGGUGGCCACAAACUUGGCUUAGGUCUGGAAUUAGAAGCUUAAGCUUUUCUCCCUUCUGUUUGCAACCACCAAGGGAUAUCCAGGAAACUUGGCCUUACCUACAUUAUAUUGUUUUCAAAGUCAUAAACCAGCAAAGCUUCUAUUUUGCCUCCCUCUGUUCUCCCCUAUCCACUUCAUAGGACAGGAGCUGUAUUGAGGUAGAAUUUCCAUGCUCUCUGGAUGAGCUCAGCUAAAUUUAAGAGUAGAUUCCCUCAUGGGAUUCUACAGAGAAGCACUCCCUUAAAUGUCAUUUAUGUGUAUUUAACUAUUAGGAAGUGCUUCCCACCAUGGUUCACAUAGACCUCUGAAGAGAGGAAACACCAAAUGUACAUGUGUAUGCAUGUUUGUUUUUAUGUUCCUUUUUAACAUUUGAUAACGCUAAAUCCGACACAAACAUCGGAGCUGUAGAUCUAAUCCAGAGGGACAGCAGUUUUGAGUAAAUCACCUUUAUUUUGUGAGGGUUUUUGAUAUCCCAAACAGGAAAAAAAAUAAAAACUUAACUUACAUGUGCAA